AGUCAGCUGUUGAGAGCGGACGUGUUUACAGCGUUGCGUUGAAUAAAUUAACACAUUUUAAACCAAACACUGUUGAUUUUCUAAUCUUCCACAUAUCCGAAUAAAGGAAAGAAAUCUAGACUAUUCGAAAUCUCACCACGUCUUCCACGAUGGCCCUCAAUUUGGACGAAUGUUACGACCAUGUCAUGGGACUGGUCGAACAGGCUGGCACGAUUAUUGCCGAACGCAACUAUGGCGAGAAAGCCGUGGUCGAGAAGUCGAGCAAUAUCGAUUUACUCACCGAAACGGACCAGCAGGUCGAACGGCUGCUGAUGGAUGGUAUCAGUGGGAAAUAUCCGGAUCAUAGGUUUAUCGGUGAGGAAGAGACCAGCGCCGGGAAGCAGGCCGAGUUGACGGAUGCCCCAACCUGGAUCAUCGACCCUGUGGAUGGUACCAUGAACUUCGUUCACAGUUUCCCUCAUUCCUGCAUUUCGAUUGCCCUGCUGGUUGAAAAGGUCGCGGAAAUUGCCAUCAUCUACAAUCCGAUUUUGAACCAGAAAUUCACUGCUCGUCGUGGCAAGGGUGCGUUCAUGAACGGUAAGGCAAUCCGUGUGUCCGGUGAAACUCGGCUGGAGCACGCCCUGGUCACCACGGAGUUUGGAACCAGUCGUGAGGAGGAAAAGACUACGGUUGUUCUGGAAAACAUUGGCAAGCUGGUUCGCGUAGUUCAUGGAAUGCGCAGUUUGGGAUCGGCAGCCCUCAAUAUGGCGAUGGUGGCGCUGGGAGGGGCGGACUUUAACUACGAGUACGGAAUCCACGCGUGGGACAUUGCCGCCGGAGAUCUGCUGGUGCGCGAAGCUGGUGGAGUUUGUUUGGACCCCGCUGGUGGGCCGCUAGAUUUGAUGUCACGUCGUGUGUUGGCUGCGAGCUCGCAGGAAUUGGCCGAUAAAGUGGUCGCCAUGCUGACGCAGUACUACCCGCAACCGAGAGAUUAAGAAUUACUUAACUGAAAAAAUAUUGAAUUAGAAUGUCUAUUUAACUGAAAAGUUAAUCUGGUGUACUUGAAAAUGUUUUACUUAAAAAAUUAGUAAUCUUUCCAUUUUGUAUAUUUUUGUUAAAGUCUCAAGAUUAAUAUACCUUUUCUUGAAGUAAUGUUAAGUUCAAUAGUGCAAUAUUUUGUACCUCAUAUUUAAAUUCUGUGCCGGUUAACGAACAAAAAGUAGUUAUAAAAUAUGAUCAAUAUUACUUUCGAGAUAUUCAAUAAAGCGUUAAAACUGCA
Molecule: messenger RNA, 1258 nt
Organism: Culex pipiens pallens (northern house mosquito)
Lineage: Eukaryota; Metazoa; Arthropoda; Insecta; Diptera; Culicidae
Product: inositol monophosphatase 1-like
Exons: 4
Coding region: 150-974 (274 amino acids)
Biological process (GO): signal transduction; inositol metabolic process; phosphatidylinositol phosphate biosynthetic process
Molecular function (GO): inositol monophosphate 1-phosphatase activity
Source: RefSeq, a predicted model, not a curated record